This is a messenger RNA of Asterias rubens (European starfish), 3384 nucleotides long. RefSeq names its product kelch-like protein 24. The coding region runs from base 338 to 2881 and encodes 847 amino acids. Gene Ontology annotation, molecular function: protein binding. The transcript is spliced from 2 exons. The record is from RefSeq and is a predicted model, not a curated record. Lineage: Eukaryota; Metazoa; Echinodermata; Asteroidea; Forcipulatida; Asteriidae.
CGCUGCUGUCUGUCUGUAUAGGAGAUUUAAUCUUUUCUUUCCUGGUUACGCUCAACAUUGAUCAAACUGUUCCUUGCUCUCUAUGGUCAAACUGCCCUCGAUUCAUAUAGACACAGUAUACCACGGUCCAGGCCUCUAAUGUCUUUUUGUUGUUGUCCCUUUCUUGACUGGACGGGAGGUAAAGGCAGAACCAAGAAGAUGAAGUUGCCCUUUUCGUAAAUCUGGGCUUUUCAGUGAAGAUUGGCAUUCUGAAUUCCACCUCCAUGGUUUUACCAGAGAGCGGAUUGGUUUCUAAAAUGCAACUUGACUGAAAAAGAAGUGCAUCUAACUAGCCAGUAUGGGUUGCUGCCAAAGCUGCCGCUGCCGUAAGGCCAAGUCAACAAAGGAAGUGGAUCAUGGACACUUCAUCUACUCCAGCAAUCCCAUCCCAGAGAAAAACCAUAUUCCCUUCAUGGACAUGCAGAUGAAGAUGACUGCGAGCUCGGAAAAUAUCGGCGCUGUAGCGGCUAAUGGUAAUAUAAAGGAUGGACAGAGUACGAUUGGAUCAACCAAGCCAAGAGGUUCAAACUUAUCCUUAGCAAAGAGAAACAGUGGCUUCUAUCGGUUGAGUAGACUCGGCAGUAACUUCAGCAUCGGGGAGAGCAUCCGAACUGAUGGAAGCACCUGGACAGUUGCGUCUUCUGUGAAUGAACAAAAAGAAGUGGACGAUCCAAAUUAUGCGGCAGAUGUUCUGACAAAGUUGAAUCGUUUCCGCCAUGCUAACAAGUACACAGACUUUUCCAUUUAUGUUGGGAGCCAGACUUUCCGGGCUCACAAAGUGGUCCUGGCAUCAACAAGUCGCUUCUUUUCUCUCAACAUCUGUAAUGAAAUAACAGAAGAGGGAGGGGUGAUUGUAAAGCAUGACAUGAUCCUGAACGAUAUCAAGCCUAAUAUUGUUGGUCUUCUCUUGGACUAUAUUUAUACUGCCAGACUGGUGAUCAGCUAUGAGAAUGUGGUGGAUCUGUUAACAGCUGCACAGUGCUUUUACCUGCACUCUGCCGAGCAGGCCUGUCAAGAGUUCAUGGACAAACAGGACAACCGCAGUAGAAACUCACUCUCAGAUGCCUCAAAACUCAUGGCUGAGUAUACAUUUGAGCAGCCGUACCACGUCAAUGAAGUCUUGCUUGGCAUGAAUGAUCAACGCUUUGACUCUAAGUUUGUGGAUGUUACACUGUGCGUCGGAGGGGAGGAGUUGCCAUGUCAUAGGGUUGUCUUGGCAACAGUGGACUCGGCGAUGGAGGAGAGGCUUCAGGCAGCCGAUCAGAACGGACAUGUUCAGAUUACUGAUGUGAGUGCAGCAGUCACCAGAAUGAUUGUAAACUACACCUACACCUCUAGGCUGGAGGUAUGUGAGGAGAAUGCGAAGGAAGCUCUGAUCCUGGCCAGCACUCUCCGCCAUGAGUCUGCCAUCAGGAAAUGUAGUGAGUUCCUGAAGACCAUGCUGGACCCUGCCAACUGUUUGAGCAUUCAGAGAUCUGCCGUCGGUCCAAGCUGUAGUUUGCUACACAAAGUUGCAACAAAGUUUGCUCUUAAGAACUUCCGGGAAGUCAUCAAAUAUGAGGAGUUUCUUGAUCUUUCUCCACAAGAACUUGUCGACUACCUUGGAGAUGAUAACCUGAACCUAGUGAGUGAGGAAGAGGCUUACAAAGCUCUGAUUAAAUGGAUCAAACAUGACUUUGAGACACGGCAGGAGUUCCUUGGAUUUACCCUCAAGAGCAUACGUCUUCCUUAUGCUUCUCCUAAAAUCUUAGAUGCUAUUGUUGAAGACCCGCUAGUGAAAGAGUGCGAAGGGUGUCAGGAUUUAAUCCUGGAGGUCAGAGCUAUCCAUGCCUUGAUCAGAGAAGGUAAGCAGAAGGGGGAUCCAAGGAUGAAGCCUCGGAAGUCAUUUGCCGACGUCACAUUUGUCAUCGGUGGGAGGAACAAGAACCAGCAGUGGAUACCAGAUACAAGUUUUUAUGACAACAUCCGCCGACAGUGGGUUCCUCUGGAACCCUUCCCUGGGAGUAACACUGAGUACAAGGUGGUGGCUCUGAACAAUGAUGUUUAUGUAAUAAGCGGGAGGUUCCGAGAGGGGAGAUUGUGCGGUGAUGUGUGGAGAUACAACUCUUUGUUUGACGAAUGGACUGAAGUAGCUCCUGUUAAUCUCCCCCGCGUUUCCCAUGGCAUUGGGGUCUUACAUGAUCUUAUUUACGUCGUAGGUGGAAGGGUUGACAAAUCAAAUGAGCCCCUUCACAGUGUGGAGAGAUACAGCCGUCAAACAAACCAGUGGAAAACCAGCGAAUCCAUGACCUACGGGGUGCUUGACCCCGUGGUGACCUCUCACAGUCGGCGACUUUAUGUUGUGGGCGGGUUGAACGAAGAUGGUAAGGUUCUCGUGCAGUGCUUUCAUCUCGAUAAGAAUGCAUGGACUGUGGUCAACGACGUCAGCCUUCCCUUCGAGCCUCGCUUUGGGGCGACAAUGAAAAGCAAGAUCUAUUUAGUUGGAGGGAAGACGGAGUACCUCGUUCAGGUGUACAACCCAAACAAAGGAGAGAUCAAGACCAUUGGGGAGAUGCAGCAUGCUGAGGCCCAUGAGAGAGAGCUCUACUCCGCUACGGUCACAAACCGCAAAAUUGAUGUAACGGGCGGUCAGUGGACUGUAGGGACGGUUGAAGAUGCUCUGACUAUUGCAACCAAUAGCGUUGAGCAGUAUGAUCCGUUGACCAAUGAGUGGACAGUACUUGGACCUAUGCCUCGGGCCUUGACGUAUCAUGGGUGUGUGACGAUCAAGAUGUACAUUGGAUUGCCCAAAGGAACUGAAACCUGGUCCAACAAAAGGUCAUACCAAAUAAGUAGAAAAUGAUCAAGUCAUAAUGUCACUGAUUGCUAGAUAUUGGUCAGAAGUAUUUUUGUAACGAUAUUCAAAACCAUGGUAUUCAGGGGUGCUCAAAUGGCCAGAUCAACACAUUGAUAUUGACUUCAGGCAUUCUCGCCUGGAAUGGACCCUUCCCAUGAAAUGCUCAUUACAUUCAUGCAUACCUACAGACCCUAUUGGUUGGCAAACGCCAUAGCACAAAGCAGACGCACAAACGCGUCUGCGUCACACUACCAUCAUCCCCAUACAAAAAGGCGCGACGUUCCUUCAUUUUGCUAACCAAAGUGUGACUGCACACGCGUGACGUACAAUUUACAUAUUUCAUGGGAAGGAUCUAUUGGCUUUAUGGGUAAAUACGGUCAGUGAGAUGUUUUCGUUCAAUGAUGUACACAUGUAGGACAAUAGAUCGUGUCCUUGUACGUUGACAUGUCCUCACAUAUAUGGGCACCAGAAUUAUCAUGUACAUACAUAAGUGUAAAUUUUCCUAUGAA